This is a messenger RNA of Hyla sarda, 951 nucleotides long. Its product is annotated as olfactory receptor 56A5-like. Gene Ontology annotation, biological process: G protein-coupled receptor signaling pathway. The coding region runs from base 1 to 951 and encodes 316 amino acids. Gene Ontology annotation, cellular component: membrane. Gene Ontology annotation, molecular function: olfactory receptor activity; G protein-coupled receptor activity. The record is from RefSeq and is a predicted model, not a curated record. The transcript has a single exon. NCBI's taxonomy places the organism in Eukaryota, Metazoa, Chordata, Amphibia, Anura, Hylidae.
AUGGCCAACCAGAGUCAAUCGAAUGUUCUUGAGUUUGUCCUGCUUGGCUUUCCUUAUCUUGAAGCACAGUUCUCCUCUUUGGUCUCGAUAACUUUCUUUCUUCUCUACAAUGUAUCUCUCUGGGCCAAUGGGAUUGUCAUUGUGUUGAUAAUCCUGAGGGAACACCUACACCAGCCGAUGUAUGUCAUCGUUGGAAAUUUGGCUCUCUCCGAUUUAAUAUUCGACACGUUGACCUUGCCAAAAAUCAUUGCCAAGUACUGGUUUGAAGAUGGAUCCAUGCCCUUCUUUGUGUGUUUUAUCCAGAUGUUCUUCGUACAUUUUCUGGCCACCCUCGAUUCCUUCAUCAUAAUGCUGAUGGCCAUGGACCGUUAUGUUGCCAUCUGUAAGCCGCUAAGAUAUCAUACGAUUAUCAGUAACCGUGUGGUGACGAUCCAGUGUUUAUUAUUUUGGCUCUCUGCCGCCAUCAUCGGCCUUGUUAUUACUAACUUGGGUCUUUGGCUGCCGUACUGUGGCCCCAACAGAAUAAAGAGCUGUUUCUGCUCGCUCACUCCUGUAGCCAUCUUGUCAUGUGCCGAUUCAGCUUUGGCCAGGAGAACUGGAUUCAUCAUCGCCUUGUUUGCCCAUCUUUGCCCUUUGUCCUUUAUUGUCUUCUCAUACAUCAUCAUCCUCUCCAGGAUAUACUCGUUGGGCCACUCUGAGAACUGGCAGAAAGCUUUUUACACCUGCACUACUCACUGGUUGGUCAUCGGACUGUACUUCAUCCCUCGACUUAUCGUCUACACCUACAACCAGUUCCAGCUGAUUCCCAAUGCCGAUGUCAACGUUCUCCUCAUUUGUCUCUACACUUUCGCCCCACAUUUUGCCAGCCCUAUUAUAUUUUGUCUUCGCACUGAGGAGAUCAAAAGGACCCUAAGAAAUGUAUUACAAAGAGUGAUCACUAAAAAGUAUUAA